AAUAUGCAAAAAAAGAACAAGAAGAAGAAGUUAUCACAAUAUGGGUCAAGCUCUCAAUACCGCAAAAGGGAAAGGAGAGGUAGACGGGAAAGACUUGGAAGCUAUGGUUGAAAAUUGCUACCGCAAACGCUUAGAAGAACAAAAUGACGAUCAAGAAUGGUCUUUCGGCGACUUCUACCGCAUUGUGGCUGAAGCUGUCGAGGAAAUUAAUAGAAGACUCGGUGGUACCCAACUUAAGGUGCCAAGUGUUGAGAAACUACAACAAGCUUAUGAGAUACACAAUCUCGGGGAGGGGAAGAAGCUAUCGAAGGACGAGUUUCAGAAGCUUCUUCAAGAAGUUUUAAUCGGAGCUGGGUUCACCGGCGUCGGAGGAGUAAAGGAAUUUCUACUAUUCAUCUUCGGAGUUCCUGCGAUCGCCGUCUUCAUUAAGAACCGUAUAGCUCCGACGUCCAUUCCCAACGACUUGUUUAUCCCCGCCAUCACAUCCGCCACCGUCUUCCUCCUCGCCAAACUCAAUAAGAUAUGAAGUCUCUACUAAUUGUUUGAUCCUUUCGAGCUUUGCUUUGUUUUCUUAAUUUAUAUUGGUGAUUUGAUUAUAUGUGUGUGGAAUACUCGGUGAAGCUUAAAGUUUCACUCUUUGAGUUCACUUACGUGAUUGAUGAAAAGGAAAAAAAAAAUGAACUUAUGUUGUUCGA
Messenger RNA from Arabidopsis arenosa, 695 nucleotides. NCBI's taxonomy places the organism in Eukaryota, Viridiplantae, Streptophyta, Magnoliopsida, Brassicales, Brassicaceae. The record is from the annotation of a GenBank genome assembly.